Messenger RNA from Rubroshorea leprosula, 1585 nucleotides. NCBI's taxonomy places the organism in Eukaryota, Viridiplantae, Streptophyta, Magnoliopsida, Malvales, Dipterocarpaceae. The record is from the annotation of a GenBank genome assembly.
CGUUUUCCAUCACGAAAGGGGAUCAUCCAUCCGGCGAACAGAACUCAUCCAUCUCUCAUGGCAAUCUCCAUCUCCGCUUGUGCAACUCCUCACUGAACCAACUCAAGUAAACAAUGCAAAUUCGUUGGUCAAUCUGUGAGAGCAUUGCCAACUCGGAUCAUAACGGUGGGAAGAAGAGGUCCCCAGGUGUGCAGUUGCUGGUAGAUGGGUAUAUCGAUAAGUUCAGAAACUAUUGUCCUGUUGAUGAUGUUCUAAUUCGGUCUUAACCCCAAAAAUGCAGAGAUGUGAGGGCCCAGGUUGAUGAUGAAGAUAUGGCUGUCAUUAACCAUCUCAGGUUGUGAUGUUGGAUGAGCAUGGAUUGGAUAUAGGGUCUGAGCGGUUUGCUGAAUUAGUAGGAGCUGCAGGGAAUAAGAAAGUCAUUGCUAGUGAUCUUGUCAAAGGCAUCUUACUUUUUGGUUUACAAGGGAGCUUCAAGGUUAUUAUUUUGUAUUGUGGUCGUGGAAGACAAAUACAAGAACGUGCUAAUAUAUCAGUCAUCUUCAAUGGUCUUGAAUCAUCAAAUUGCACUUGUUGUGCUCGUGGAACAACUUUACAGAUAAGAGUAAUACCAACUUAUAUGCUACUGCAUCGAUAAUGAUUACUUCAAACUGAGGUCAUAUUUGUUUGAAAUGGGGGUGGUAAAAACAUCUGUGUUCGUUGCAAAUGAACUUUUUGAAUUGUGACAGUUUGAAAAACUUACAGAAUCUAGCUGCUUCUGACUGAGCUUUCAUCGCAUUACCGUAGAUAAUCUUUAUUACUUUAUGUGCUAGGAGAAGUCAAAGAGCGUUCUCUAAAGGGCCAUUUUUUUUCAGGUCAUGGAAUAUUCUGAAGGGGCAGAAGUACCAUCAUUAGAUAUUUCUCUUUUUCUUAACCAUUCAAUGUGAGUAAUGCUAAACUUAAUGGCUAGCAUUACCAAUAUUUUCAAUCAAAUUAAUCUCUCCGCUGCAAAACAGGGUUGCUUGGGACACAUCUGAGCUAUGUUAAUUGUAUUGUCAAGUAUUUUAUCCAUGAGUAUAGAUUGGGAACCUAGAUUGUCCCUUUUUAGUAGACUGAGACCGGGACAAGUCACUGUAGUUCUGAAUAUCUGGCAGUUGGUCUAACCUUCAAUUUAGUCUAUACGAAAACAUAAACAUGGAUGUGGCAAUUUCACUGCAGAAGUCGCACACGCAAGCAGUAUAUCUAAAGAACAGCUUGGUUUGGCCAUUUGGAUCUAAGUUUCAAGCAUUCGGUGGUGAAGUGCGAUUGUGUCGAGUGGUCCUGGAUUUUCAAGUUACUACAUAUGAGCCACAUUCUAAAGAGGACCAACUUCUGCCGCAUUUUCAAAAAAAGACAUAUUAAUACUGAAGGAAAUCGUGACACCAAGAAGUCAGUCAAGAAAGGGACUUAUUGCUUUCAGUUUAAUCCAGUAAAAUAUUAUGAGUCUCUGGUUGAUAUGUCUCGUGUAACGUGAAAAUGUGUUUUGGAAAAUAUUGAAGAUAUGGGAAUUUUACGUAAGAGCUGUAUUAUUUUGGAUAUUUAACUCAAUUGAUAAAUUUGAUUAGGUGUA